UUAAGAGCUCGGAAGUGGAUUCCUCAUAGUCAAAAGAGUAAACACAGAUCAGCCGGGCGCAGUCUCUCACAGAAAAGCACACAAAAAGUUUCUUACACCUUUAUUAAAAAAUAAGUGUUUUCAAAAGAGAAAUGUUUCAUCUUCUCCUGGUCUUAUUUAGGGAAAAUUGUAGGAUCAGAUGCCUGAGAUCACAUAAUCACACGUACGCGUACACUUCACAGCAGCUUAAAGAGGCGCACUGAGUCCUUCUCCUUAAAUGGUAAAAGCUCCCAGGAGUGAAAGAGAGGCUGUUGCUGCUGAAAAAAGCCAGGGAAGAGAAGGGACGGGAGAAGGAAGAAGAAGCCCUGAGGACUGAGAGUUUUCUGGGGAAAACUGUGACAGUGACAGCUUGAUUAUCGGAAGUGUCUGAGUUGGGGGGAUCAGCUGGAGUCGCAGCAGUGUAGCGGUGGACUCAGCUCCAGCAAGAGAAGAGACUCUUCCUGCCUGAGUUUUCUUUUAAAAAAGGCGACGGUAACUUGAGGGCUUCGUCCAGUCCUUUGACCUUCCCGUUCACGCACUCUCGCCCCUUUCUGCCCCCCGUCAUGCCCACCCUGCCUGAAGAAGAAGAGGACUCUCCUGAAGAACUGGACAGUUCAUCUAGCUCGCCUAGAACAUCUACAGCAGGUGAAAGUCAAGCCGUUAUUAUGACCGCCCCCACCAUCGUCUACCCACAGAAGGCCAUCAUUGUCCAACAAGAUGGACGACCCUUCGAGCAUGCUAGGCCGCACAGUCCCAGAGCUCGCCAGGCCAGAAACUCCUCUGGAGGACCCAUCACCACAGUUGACAGCACCGGUAAUGUGAUUGACCUGGUAAAAGACCAACUUCCAGAGCUUCAACUUUCUGAAGAGGAUCGGCAGAAAAACCUGGAGCUUCUCGAACAGGCCAAGAUGGUCAGCGACCGUUUCCUGACCCGCCGGGGACGCCGAUCCACCAGCAGCCUCACCGACUCGCCCACAGCUCUCUCUCCGUCUCCAACGCCGUCUUCCUCCCCACGUUCGUCAAGAAGCAGCUCUUUCAUUGGUCUGCCUCAGUCUGCUGCAGGUGCCUCUGAGGCCACACAUGGCUGUCCACAGUCAGUGAGUCAGCAUUUAGAGGUGCCAACAGGGAGAGAGCAGCUGGAUUUCAAGAACAAGGAUCAGGAGGAUGAGCCUUCGGUGGAUUAUAAGCCGGUUGAGAAGAGAAAAGUGUCGUCUGGGACGCUAACACCUCGCUUUGCCGUUCAGAAGGACAGCCGUGACCUCCCCGGGCCUCGGAGUCCGCAGGCCGGCAGUAAAGCAGAUGAGGUUUCAGGUCGAAACCCAAACCUGACCCCAGCCACGGGGGUGGCCAAGCCCGUACCCAGACCCCCUACUCAGCAGGCCCCCUGCACAGCGGAAAUCAAAACAAUCGGUGCCUUCCCUCCGCUGAUGAGGGCGGUCUCCUGGGAUUCCGUCGGCAGCAUUAACUCAAGAACUGGAGCCUCUGGUUUCCCACCAGCAGUUGACGAGGUUUUCUCAGAUAAACCCCGAGACGGUGUGUUCAAGUCCUCAUUGUACAAGGACCUGCAAGCCCAACCAGGCAGCAUACAGAAAUUGUCCAAAUUUAGAGAGGAGCACAAGCUGAUGCGUAACCAGAGUAUAGUUAGCUCCAAGUUACCAGAGCUGAGUGAAGCGGCUGAGCAGGAAAAAGGACCUCCAUCGUCUGCAAAGACCACAAGCAGCGAGGAGAUGAAGGAAAAAUCUGACGCCAUGCCAAACAUUUCAGAUGUAAUGCUGAGAAAACUGAAACUUCACCGAGGUCUGCCAGGCUGUGCCCCUCCGCUCUCUGAGAAAGAAGUUGAGAACGCCUUCGUCCAGCUGUCGCUCGCAUUUCGUAAUGACAACUAUACUCUGGAGACGCGACUGAAACAAGCAGAGAGGGAGAGGAACCUGACAGAGGAAGACACCGAGAAAGAGCUAGAGGAGUUCAAAGGAGCGCUGAAGAUGACUGCGCCACAGUGGCAGAACAUGGAGCAACGGGAAGCUUACCAACGCCUUAUAGAGACACUGGCAGUGCUGUACCGACUGACCACACGACUCUCCAGCAGGGCAGAAAUAGUUGGAGCGGUUCGGCAGGAGAAACGUAUGAACAAAGCCACUGAGGUUAUGAUGCAAUAUGUGGAAAAUCUGAAGAGGACAUAUGAGAAGGACCAUGCAGAGCUGAUGGAGUUUAAGAAGCUGGCCAACCAGAACUCAAACCGCUGUUAUGGAGCAUCCGUAGACACUGGAGAUGAUGGGGUUGCACGGCCAUCAAGAUCAAUGUCCCUCACGCUUGGGAAGGCUUUACCCAGGCGGAGGGUGAGCGUGGCAGUGGUGCCUAAGUUUAACCUCCUCAACAUCCCGGGUCAGAGCCCAGGCGCGUCGGGCCCGGGCCCAAACGUGGGGCUCGCGGCAGGUGCUGCUCUUCCUGUCCUGUGUGAAGCUAAUGACGUGAAAAGCAGCUCUCCCACCGAAGCAGUUCAACCAACACCAGAGUGUGGAAAGAGUGGGAUGGAGCCGGAAAGCGAGCCACCCAAACCUCCAGUAAACUUGGAGGAGCUCAGAGCCGAGAUCAAGGCAAAGAUCGAGGAGGAAGCGUACAAUAAAGGCUUCCAAGAGGGACUGAAACACACCAAAGCUCUCCUGGAAGAGAAACAUGCAGAGGAAAUGGAAGCAGAAAAACUGCUGGAGCUGAAACACAAGGAUGAAGAAAGCGGAAAGAGGUAUAAAAGCAGCAGGAGGAUGGAGGAGAUGCUGGUUGUCCUCAGUCGGUUUUGUCCCUCGAUUUCUGUCAGCAGGCGCCUUCUCUGGAUCGUCCUUGUGCUGUUUGUGGUGAUGUGCGUGCUCGUCAGUAUUUUCACUUUCUUCAGUGACUAUUACAACCGACGUGAGGACACAUAAGAAACGCUUUUGGAGACACAACAGAGAUGGCUGGACUGAGCAGAACCAAAGAAGUCUGUACCAGAGGAGUUGGAAGACAUGUUUUUACCUUUCUAGCAGAUCAUUGCAGACGGACACACUUGAAUGGACAGACUGAUCGAAGCAACUGGUCCAGAACCUGGUUUGAAGGAUUUAUAGAGGAUGUCUUUUUUUUCCUACGCUAAUUUGUAAUUUUAUUUAGAAUGGAAAGUUUGCUGUCUGUUUAUUGUUGGUAAGAUUAGGGACCAAAUAUACAGUGUGAUUAAUCUUAUUUAAUUCAUAGGUGCACAUGUAAUUAUACAUUCUAGCUUUGGUACUUUGAAAUAUGGCACCUUCCUUAAAAUGCCACAGUGAAAAAAUGUGCAUCUAUCAGAAAUUUCAACACAACAGAUUUUUUAUUUAUAUUUAAAAAAUGUUUUUUUGCAGUUGGUUAAUUUUGUGAAGGGCAUUUAAGGUUUAGAAAUAAGCACAUAGAAACAAGGCUUUUAGUGCAAUAUUUGGAGACUGAGUGAUUUGAGAUGUGGGUCACUGACAGAUUUUCUUUGUUUAUGAGAGCACUUUCUGGACUACCAUCCCGAGUGCCUGGGUUGAGAACUGUUUUGCUAAUUUACCUUUUAAAUAAAAGGUGUCUAAGAAUGAA
Molecule: messenger RNA, 3594 nt
Organism: Poeciliopsis prolifica (blackstripe livebearer)
Lineage: Eukaryota; Metazoa; Chordata; Actinopteri; Cyprinodontiformes; Poeciliidae
Gene: irag1
Product: murine retrovirus integration site 1 homolog
Exons: 21
Coding region: 582-2936 (784 amino acids)
Source: RefSeq, a predicted model, not a curated record